UUGCUGACCAUUGAGGCGUAUCCCCCUGGCGGAGUGACAACCCUGCUCUCCUGUGCCCACGUCAGCUUAGUGUACAGGAUGGCGGUGCCGAGUUGGGAACGGGUGCUGAGGCUGCUGUUCUGUGGUGCGGGCAUUGCCCUCUCAGUGUAUGCCUAUCAUGUGGAGACUUCCAAGGAGAGGGACCCCGACUACACCGCACUAUGUGACAUCAAUUCGGGCAUCAGCUGCUCCAAAGUCUUCACCUCCAGAUGGGGACGAGGAUUUGGGUUGGUGGAGAAUAUCUUGGGAGCUCAGAGUCUGUUGAAUCAGCCCAACAGUGUGUUUGGCAUUCUGUUUUAUGCACUGCAGAUUCUGUUGGGAUUCUCACAGUCCGCUGCCGCCACAGUCACGCUGAUCGGGACAUCACUGGUGUCAAUAGCAGGCUCUCUCUACCUGGCGUACAUCCUACUCUACGUACUUAAAGAUUUUUGUGUUAUUUGCAUCUCAACCUACAUGCUGAACUUCAGUCUUCUGCUGCUGAACAUCAUGCGGCGCAAAUAUCUUAGCGCUCCUCCCAAGAAAUCGAAAAGCAAACGCAAGAAACACUGAGGUUUUUCAGUUUUGGGGUAAUUCCUGCUUUAUGUCCAUCAUUUUACACAACCUGCGAUGGAUAAACAAAACAAACAGGGAUGAAAAUGUAUUCUUAUCUGGAACCUGAAGCUCAGGGACAAAGCUGAAAACAGAAUGUGAUUAAUUCUCAUCCUCAAAUAAUGGACCAAUUGGGGUUUUUAUGCAACAAAAUCCCUUUAUCCUAUUUUUUUUUUUUUUUUUUUUAAAUGCCAAAGAAGGAAUGGUUUGAAGUGAGUUAGUGCUCCGUCCCAUAUAUUGGGAAACUGUAACAGAGUGCUGCCUAUCUCAGGGUGUUUAAGACAAAUAUGUUACAAUCCAUCAUACUUUAAUUUAAUUUUGUUUCUUAUUUUGGAGUAUUUUUAACUGUAAAAUUAAUGCCAGUUUUUUGGCAUGCUGUGGGGAUAUUUUGUUUAAUAAAAAGCUGCAUUUAUAAUAUCUAUGAUACUCAAGUGCUGAAUGUGUGUUUGCGUCAGGACAAAGCUGCUGUAUUGUAAGAUUUUUCCAGUUGUGAAACGAUCGUAUUCACUAUUAUAUUAGAGACCAUUAAAACUCAUCUUUAAACCAGGUUAAUGUGAUUUAUGAACUACAUUUGCUCCUGGCAGAGUGACUGUCUCACUACAGUGCAACUGAGUCAGCCAACAAAAGGAUUCAUUACUUUCUCCAGCUUAAAUCUAUUCUUUUUUUUUUUUAUGUUCUGCUUACUGACCAUUUUAAGGAUAAUCUUUAUCACCAUAUGGUGAGACUAAAGGUAAUUUACAGCUGCAGGAAAAUCAUCUAGAAUUCUGCUUUUAUACAUUUAUUGUGUGAACUGUAGUCUGACAUUUUAUUGCGUUAUCUCGAACAAACUGCUAUUCAGAAGUCACGUUGUCAAGUGUUGCUGAAUGUACAAUUUGUUUUAAAUGUUAAUUAACCAUUUUUUUUUUUUUUUGUAAACCAUUCCGUUUUUUUAUGGCAUUUUAUAAUAAAGCGGGAUUUACUCUA
This is a messenger RNA of Bombina bombina (fire-bellied toad), 1590 nucleotides long. Its product is annotated as vitamin K epoxide reductase complex subunit 1-like protein 1. Gene Ontology annotation, molecular function: vitamin-K-epoxide reductase (warfarin-sensitive) activity. Bases 79 to 588 code for a protein of 169 amino acids. The record is from RefSeq and is a predicted model, not a curated record. Gene Ontology annotation, biological process: peptidyl-glutamic acid carboxylation; vitamin K metabolic process. Lineage: Eukaryota; Metazoa; Chordata; Amphibia; Anura; Bombinatoridae. The transcript has 3 exons.